AUGCAGGGCAGCAUGGGCAACCUGGUCGGCCAGGCGGCGGUGGCCAGCAGUCCGAAGAUGAGCGCCAGCGCCGAGUGGACCGUGCCGCAGCCGUCGAAGCUGAAGUACACGCAGCUCUUCAACUCCAACGACCGCGCCCGCAGCGGCUUCCUCACCGGCCCCCAGGCGCGCAACAUUCUCCUGGAGACGAAGCUGCCGCAGGCGAAGCUCGCCCAGGUGUGGAACCUCGCCGACGUGGACGCCGACGGGAAGCUCACCUGCGAGGAGUUUGUCCUCGCCAUGCACCUCAUCGACAAGGUAAGGGCCAGUGAGCCGCUGCCGGCGAAGCUGCCGCCCGACCUGGUGCCGCCCUCCUACCGGCGAGUGGUGGUCACCGGCGGUGGAGCGGGAGCAGGAACUGGAACGCUGUCGCACGGCUCCUCCCUCGACGACCCCGCCUCGGACAGCGACAUGUUGAAGAACAGCUUUGAAGACAAGCGGCGGGAGAACUACGAGAAGGGCCAGGCAGAGCUGGACCGCCGCCGGGCGGCCAUGGCCGAGCAGCAGAAGCGCGAGCGGGAGGAGCGGGAGCGCAAGGAGCGCGAGGAGAAUGCCCGCCGGGAGAAGGAGCGCCUGGAGGCGGAACGGCGCAAGCAGGAGGAGCUGGAGCGGCAGCAGCAGCUGAUCAGGGAGAAGGAGCUAGAGAAGGAGGAGGCGAAGCGGCGGCAGUCGGAGGUGCGUGAGCUGGCCCGCCGCGAGAUGGAACGCCAGCGCCAGCGGGAGAUUGAGCAGACGCAGCGGCAGGAGCUGAUCAACGUGCGCAGUCGCCUGCAGGAGGAGGUGCUGAAGCUGAAGUCGAGGCGGAAGGCGCUGAAGAUCGAGCACGAACAGGCGGAGAAGCGGAUUGCGGAGAGCAAGGCGGCGGCGCAGGCCUCCCGCGACAAGGUGGUCCGCGUGAAGGCGGACAUUGAUGGGAUGCGCUCAAGAAGGGACGGCAUUCUGGCGCGACAGGCCGCCACGAAGGAGCAGAUGAAGGCACUCACCGACCGGCAGCUCUUCAUUGAGCAGGAGAAGGUGAAGUUGUCGGCGCAGCUCAAGACGCUCUUUGCCAACGCCAGCAACGGCCUGGGCAGCAGCACCGCCGACCAGAUGACCAGCUUCGCGUCGAUGCUGCAGGCGAAGCAGCUCGCAAUCAACCAGCUGCGCGCCCACGUCGAUCGCUACGAGUCGGAGUACAAGACGAAGCGGGAGGACGUGCGGACCGGCCGCCAGGAGCUGGAGGAGAUGAAGCGCCGAUUUGAGCGGAAGCGACAGGAGGCGAAGGCAUUUGCUGACCGCAUCGAGGCGAAGCGCCAGGAGGCGGAACGGCUGAGGGAGCUGGGAGCGGAUGCGGCCCGGUCGCCUGGCCUCUCGAAUGCCACCACGGCGGCGCCGGCCUUCUCCAGCAGCGACGUCGAGGUAAUGUCGGUGCCGCAGUUUGACUGGGGCAGCCAGUCGAAGAAGAACGAGGGAUUUAGCGGCGGCAGCGCUGCGCCCAGUGCUGGCAGUAAUCGUCAGCCGAGCUCGCUGCAGACCAAGUUCAAGUACCAGUGCAUCUACGAGUUUGAGGCGCGGAACAAGGACGAGAUCAGCAUCAAGCCGGGGGACAUCAUCAUGGUGGACACGUCGGCCGCCUCUGAGCCAGAGUGGCUCUCCGGCGAGGUCAACGGCAAGGUGGGCUGGUUUCCGCAGGGCUACGCCGAGCUGAUUGACGAAAAUGGCGACUCGGCGAUGGCCGUCGUCGACAAUGAGCCGAAGCCGCUGGAUGCCGCCUGGGGCGCCGCCUCGGUGGACAACUCGGCGGAGGUGGCCGCUGCGGAGGAGGCGGCAGCUGCCUCAUCCUCUGCUUCAGCCACUACGGCCCCAGCCGACAGCAGCUUCACCGCGACGGCCAGCGCCAACACGACCACCCUGAAGACGGCCCGGGCGCUGUACGACUGGACGUCCACUGAGCAAGGUCACCUCAACUUCAACACCGGCGAGCUGAUUCGCAUCACCGAGUACCAGGACACGUGGUACUAUGGAGAGCUGGUCAGUGGCGCGGCCGCUGGCUGGUUCCCCGAAAGCUACGUGGAGAUUGUCGCCGGAGAUGCUGCUUCAGCUGCUGAUCAGCCGCCCUCGUACUACGUCGGCCUGUACGCCUUUGAGUCGCAGGAGAAGGGCGACCUGGAGUUUGGCGAGGGGGAGCUGGUGCUGGUGGAGAAGAAGGACGGAGAGUGGUGGACGGGUGUCAUUGUCGACCGCACUACCGGACAGCCCAAUGAAGCUCGAAGGGGCAUCUUUCCCUCCAACUUUGUCGGGCCGGCCACGGCAGCAGACAUUCCCUUG
Messenger RNA from Rhagoletis zephyria (snowberry fruit fly), 2346 nucleotides. The record is from RefSeq and is a predicted model, not a curated record. NCBI's taxonomy places the organism in Eukaryota, Metazoa, Arthropoda, Insecta, Diptera, Tephritidae.